ACAUGGACCCCGACUCGGCUCCCCGACGCCGUCAGCCCACUGGCCACUGGCCCCACGUCACCCUGUAAAGGAUGUCCCUCAGCAGAGCUUCGGCCAGGGACACCUCUGAGACCCCCAGCCCGAGAGAACGCAUCCGCAGCCACAUGAAGAUGGUGAUUGAACAGCUGGAAGGCAUUCUCAAAGAGCUUAAAGAUGUGGCCAAGGAACUCCGGGAGGUGGUGGGUCAGAUUGACAAGCUAACGUCAGACUUUGACUUUGACCUGGAGCCAGAUGACUGGACGGUGGCCACAGCCAGCAGCACGUCCAGCAGUGAGCGAGGCCUGGGAGAGGCCUUCAGGCUGGACUUCCUCAACCCUGAUGUGCUCUCAGACAGCUGGGAGUUCUGCAGCUAUCUUGAGGCCUCCGGUACGUCAGCCCGCCGGCCUGGUGAGCAGCUGGGGGAGCUGGGACGCGGGACUAUCCCCACCCAGACCCAGACCCCCACCCCACCCCCCUCCACUGCCUCAGCCUACUCUCAGAUGAAUGGGGGGCUUCCGAUUCCCAACGGGCCCCGCAUCAUUACCCCGGACUCAUCCAGCGAGGAGGCCAGCAGCUCCACGCACAGCCACAAGACGUCCCGCACAUCCGGCACGAGAGAGAGGGUUCGAUUCAGUGACAAAAUUCUGUAUCACGCGUUGUGCUGUGAUGACGAUGAGGAGGAGGAGGAGCGAGGGGAAAUGGAGGAGGAGGAGAAAAGUGGUUGUGCGACACCGGACAGUGAUAGUGAGACAAGUCACCUGGCCAGCUCUUUACCCCCCAAACGCUCUUCUUCUGAGCACUCGCUCCUCCAUAACUGUCUGGACCCUUCAUUUGCCCCUUCGCCAGUGCGGGGGACAUCAGGAGCUCACACACUACCCAGGAAAGGUCUCUUAAACCCGGGCUGCCGCAAAAAACUGCUACGAAACAGCAGCACACAAACUGUCUCAGACAAGAGCACCCAAACUGUACUGCCCUAUAUUCCAACCAAACAGAAAACAAAGAACCACUGAGAUAACCCCAACCUUACCACAGAACACAUGAACAGGACUGUGUACUAUUUAAUAUUAAAUUCAUAGAUCAUAGAUUAAUACACAAAUAAAUUAAUUACUGAAUAAAUAAAUGAUAUAUGGGAAAUCACUUGACUACCUAAAGUCACUUUGAGGCUCAGGGAAAACAAGA
Lampris incognitus (smalleye Pacific opah) is the source of this 1197-nucleotide messenger RNA. It is a transcript of the gene insyn1, whose product is annotated as inhibitory synaptic factor 1. Gene Ontology annotation, cellular component: postsynaptic density. Gene Ontology annotation, biological process: inhibitory postsynaptic potential. Bases 72 to 1028 code for a protein of 318 amino acids. The transcript has 2 exons. The record is from RefSeq and is a predicted model, not a curated record. NCBI's taxonomy places the organism in Eukaryota, Metazoa, Chordata, Actinopteri, Lampriformes, Lampridae.